AUGGUAGCACCUCGAAGCCCAAUUCUUCUCUUCCAAACCACCCACACAACAAGCAGGGCCUCGCCCUGCUUUCACGCGCGCCACCACUCCCUAUCCGCACCUCACACGACCGUUAAACGGCCACACCCACAGCAUGCAGCGCGCCCACGGCCAGCCCCAAGGCCCAGGCAAAAUAUCGCCCACUUUUCCUCCACAAGCCCGUCUCGCGCCCGCGAGCAGAACUACUAUGAGAUCCUCGAUAUCCCCGUAACCGCCACCGCAGCGGAGAUAAAAAAGUACGUCUACCGCCACCCAUCAGGACCAUCCCGAACGACAAGCAGAACACACUCCCCCAAACCACAAAUCAAGACAGAAGGGAACCCAAGAAAAGCUAACGCGCACAGAAAAUUCUACUCCCUCUCUUUAAAAUACCACCCAGACCGCAACCGCUCCGACCCCAACGCCGGCAACCGCUUCGCCCAGAUCUCCUCCGCCUACAACAUCCUCGGCCACGCCACCAAGCGCGACGCCUACGAUCGCGAACAUGGCUUCUACCGCGCAGCCGCCCCGGCCUACCCACAGGGCAGCCAUAGUAGCGCGGGUGCCACCGUGCCGAAAGGUGGCAGCUAUGCAGGCUCGAGGCCGGCGAGCGGGCUGAGCAAUCGGCGCGGGACGUUCCGGGGGCCACCGCCGAGCUUCUACGAGCAGGGCGGGUAUGGGCGGACGGGGCGGACGGCGGAGGGGUCGUCUAGUGGAGGGGGAGGAUUUAGUUCGGCUUCGUUCUCGGGGAAGAAAGGGCCGCAGGCAGAUCCGGAGGAUCCAAUGGGGUUUAUCCAGCGGAAUCCAUUAGAGCAUUUCAAUGCGCGGGAGCACUUUCGGACGCAGCAGAAGGAGGAUAUGAGGAGGGGGGCGAGGAGGGCGCGGGCGGCGAGGGCGGCGUGGGCGAAGGUGCAGGAUGAGGAGCUUGCGGCGUCGUCACAGUUUUCUAUUAUCAGGGUAAUCUUGCUCUUGAGUAUAUUGGGCGGUUCGGCUAUUGCUGUGCAUGCUUUUAGCGUCCCGGCGACGAGUGCGCCGAAGGAUACGGUUGGGGCUUUGUAUGCGCAGCAGAAGGAGCAGAAUAAGAGGAAGAGGAGGGAGAAGGAGGAGUUGUAG
Penicillium chermesinum is the source of this 1131-nucleotide messenger RNA. RefSeq lists its product as uncharacterized. Bases 1 to 1131 code for a protein of 376 amino acids. The record is from RefSeq and is a predicted model, not a curated record. NCBI's taxonomy places the organism in Eukaryota, Fungi, Ascomycota, Eurotiomycetes, Eurotiales, Aspergillaceae. The transcript has a single exon.